This is a messenger RNA of Athene cunicularia (burrowing owl), 2508 nucleotides long. RefSeq names its product pre-mRNA 3'-end-processing factor FIP1-like. The coding region runs from base 1 to 1695 and encodes 564 amino acids. The transcript is spliced from 17 exons. Gene Ontology annotation, molecular function: RNA binding. Gene Ontology annotation, cellular component: mRNA cleavage and polyadenylation specificity factor complex. Lineage: Eukaryota; Metazoa; Chordata; Aves; Strigiformes; Strigidae. The record is from RefSeq and is a predicted model, not a curated record.
AUGAGGAUCUCGGGGGUUGACUCUCACUAUACUUCAGGGGUCCUGGGGAACAGUUGUCUAAUUCCUAUUCCAGUUGCCACGGAGCACUGGCUCUACGGGGAUGACACCACUGGUAAGCAAGAAGAUGGACCAAUUUCUGGACAUGCAGAAUCUUCUCAUCCUUUGCAAGAUGCUCCUCAGGAGAACCGGCCUGUCAGCAAUGAAGACCGAGAGAUGUCACAACACGCCCUUCCAAGUGGUGAAGAUGAUGAAGAUGACAGUGAUAGCGACAGUGAUGACGAUGAUGUGAAAGUUACUAUUGGCAACAUUAAAACAGGAGCACCAUCAUACAUGGGAACUCCUAUGAAUCUAAACUUAAAAACGGGUAGAGGCUAUGGAGCAUCUGCUUCAGCCAAGCUGCAGCCCAAAGGUAUUGACUUAGAUGCUGCAGGGAAUAUAAAUGGAUUGCCUGUUAUUGAAGUGGAUUUAGAUUCAUUUGAAGAUAAGCCGUGGAGGAAACCAGGUGCUGAUCUUUCUGAUUACUUUAAUUAUGGAUUCAAUGAAGAAACAUGGAAAGCUUAUUGUGAAAAGCAGCGACGGCUUCAGCUUGGGCUGGAUCCUGCUCCUCCCAUCAGCACUGAAAAUAAGAUCACGGUUCAGCAAGGAAGAACAGGAAAUGCUGAAAAAGAAGUGGAAAACAACAUAAUCAAAACAGAAUUCAAAACAGACUUCUUGGCUCUGGUGGGAGGACGCAUGAAGGCUGGGCCACCUCCUAAUAGGAAGCUGGGUGGGACAAUUGAUGUGAUUGGUGGCCAGGCAGGCACAAUUCGGAGAGUAGAAGGAAGACGACGUGAUAAGCAUGCCUCCGAGGAAAACCCAAUCCAGGUCCUUGGAGACCAUGGAAGUAAGCCACAACCCCCACAGCAGCCCCAGCAGCCAUCACAGCCCCAACAGCCACCUCAGCAACAGCCGUUUGCACCACCAGCAGGCCCACCGCCUCCCCCGCUCGCUGGGCCACCUCCACCACACUUCCUCCACCCUCCUCCACCCGUUACUUCUGUUCCACCUCCCCUGCAUCCUCCAGGUCUACCGCCACCCGGUCCUAUUCCAGGGUUGUUCCCGCCUCCUCUGGCACCACCACCAGCGCUCCUCAUUCCAACCUUGGAUGGCCAACCAGCCAGCUACAAUAACAGGCAGCCUCCUCCAUUUGGUUACAACUCUGCAGAUUCAGGUUUCAUCAGCUACCCACCCAUCUCCACAUCCCACACACCCUGGGUGACGACAGUGGACAAAGGCACAAGCAGUUCCAGCAGCAGCCAUUGGGAAUACUCCGGCUCGAGACGUGAGAGGGAGCGUGAGCGGGAACGGGAGAGGGAGAGGGAGAGGGACAGAGACCGCACUCCUACCACUAGCGAAUACAACAAUGAUGAUGAACGAUACCGCUACUACAGCCGAGAGCGCAGCUAUGACUUUGAGCGUGACUACCGCCGGAGUCGAGAUCGCAGCAGGGAGCGAGAAGAUCGUCACCGAGAGCGCAGGCACAGAGACAAAGAGGAGAGCAGCAAGCAUAAGUCUUCAAGACGCAAGCAACAUGAGAGUGAGGAAGGGGAGAGUCAUCGGCGUCACAAGCACAAAAAGAACAAGCGUAGCAAAGAGGAGAAGGAGGCCAGUGAAGAUGGCGCCCAGGAGGGAGAGGAGCAGGAUGCCAAGGAGUGACUCAGGCCCACUGUCAGCUCUCAGGAGGAACUUGCUCCUUUUGAACCAGCGUGGCAUUGGUGAUGUUUUGGUUUGGGGGGUUGAUUUUUUUUUUAAUUUUUUUUUUUUCCUCCCCCCCAAGAGAAGAGAGGCUGACUCUGGGUGAGCAGUGAAGCAUGUUGCAGUGGUUUGAGAGCUGAGGCUGCACAUGCGUUUUUUUUUUUUUUUUUUUUUGAUACAAGACAAAAUACAGCAGUACUAGUAUACAAAGCACUGAGCUACUCUACUCAUAAACAUCCCUAGGGAGAACUUUGUUGUAUCAGAUCCUAUGGUUUCUGAUGGAAGAUGGCUUCAGCUAAAACUAACGCAUUUAGGUAAUAGUUUUUGUUUAUUUUUUGUCAUCAUCAUUCCUUUUUGAAAACUAGGACAGUAAGUGCAACUUGAAAUUUAUUGUCCAAAGAAAAGUGUGAUUUAGACCCUGAGAGCCAGCUUAGAGUCUGGCUUCUAGUAGUGAAAAGUCUCAUCCCCGAAUAAAUUUCUUUAUAGCUACGAAAAUAUCUGCUGAUUUCUCUGUGGCCAGCCGGGCAGCAUGUGAGGAAGAACUGCUUUUACUGGUGGGUCACAAGAUCCUGCUUUGGUCUGACAGCUUUGAGAAGUGUUGUGUGUGUGUACACAGGGUGUGCAAAGACUUUAAACCUAGCUUUUUUUUUUUUCCUCCAUUGCAAAAAUAGUUCUGUCAUGUAUUACACCUCUAAGUGGGAAAUUGACGGAAGACUCAUAGCAAGAGCAUGAAUGUCUCUUUAGUUUUGACUAACUCUUUUUUUUUUUUUUUUU